GGAUAGGCUACAUACCCGGAAGCAGCCAGGCUCUGCAGCCAGCUGAUGGAGCUUCUGGAGAAAUAAGACGUUGAGUGAUUGAAUUAUUCCGAGAGCUCUUGUUAAUGUUAGCAGGCAGCUGAGCCGCACGGGUCCCAGCUACUCUCAGAAGAAGAACAACAAGUGACUGUGUGCAGACACUGGUUGUUAGCUGCUGCCGCUGGACGCGUGUCACCUUUUGUUUAUCGUCGUGUUGUUUGUGUGUUUGUCAGCUGGCCGCUGGAGCUCGCUAUGGACGGCGGCACGGCGGCGGAGUCGGAGGACUGUGGCCCCGACAGGAGGCGCAGGGUGCACGGCAUGCUGAAGCUCUACUACGGCCUGAACGAGGAGGGGAAGUCCGCGGAUGAGCCGGACUCCCUGGAUCCCUGCGACAUCAACGGGCCUCAUUUUGACCCGGAGCACUACCUGAACAAGCUCAGAAGAGAGUGCUCUCUUGCGGAGCUGAUGGACCAGGAGACCUGCAUGGUGAAGCAGAUACGCUCUUUAGACAGUGACAUGCAGACGCUGGUGUAUGAAAACUACAACAAGUUCAUAUCUGCUACAGAUACCAUAAGAAAGAUGAAGAAUGACUUCAAAAAGAUGGAAGAUGAAAUGGACUGUCUGUCUGCUAACAUGGCAGCAAUCACAGAGUUCAGUGCCUCUAUCAGUGGUACUCUACAGGACCAGCACACACAGAUUACAAAACUGUCAGGGGUUCACACUCUGUUGAGGAAGCUCCAGUUUCUGUUUGAGCUGCCGGCUCGAUUGAACAAGUGUCUGGAGCUGCAGGCCUACGCUCAGGCGGUGAGCUCCCACCGCCGUGCCCGCUGUGUGUUGCAGCAGUACAGCCACCUGCCCUCCUUUAAGGGGAUUCAGGAUGACUGUCACGCCAUCAUCGACAAGCUGGCGCAGGAGCUUCGACAGAAGUUCAG
Molecule: messenger RNA, 950 nt
Organism: Paralichthys olivaceus (Japanese flounder)
Lineage: Eukaryota; Metazoa; Chordata; Actinopteri; Pleuronectiformes; Paralichthyidae
Source: RefSeq, a predicted model, not a curated record